Messenger RNA from Aethalodelphis obliquidens (Pacific white-sided dolphin), 3184 nucleotides. Its product is annotated as taste receptor cell protein 1-like. The record is from RefSeq and is a predicted model, not a curated record. The transcript has 8 exons. Bases 1102 to 2193 code for a protein of 363 amino acids. NCBI's taxonomy places the organism in Eukaryota, Metazoa, Chordata, Mammalia, Artiodactyla, Delphinidae.
CAAGUCGGCCAGCUCCGAGCUGUUGGGGCGGAAUACCGGGUCCCUUUCUCAGUCCCCAGAACCUUUCCCUGGAAAGGGCCAGCGCCAACCCCCAGGUUAACUGAGAACAGAACCAAAGCAGUAGGAAGAGAUCAUCAUGGGAGUCCGGUCCAGCCUCUGGCCAGGAUGUGAUUUUUUGGCUUCUAGUGCCCAGGCCCUCACCUUUCUUGCCUGCCACACUCGUGCAGCCCCACAGCGGAGGUUCCCAUUUCUACAAAACUGCUCCCAUCAGUAAACCAUUCGACCUCAGGGCUGUCAAGAGGCUCAUCUAGAAGAUCAGACGUGCUGGAGUACGAGGAACAGUUUAUUUCAGGUGUUGGGAUGGACAUCCUGUUGGAGCGCAAGGGAAGAGCAGCGAGACCCCAGGUCUAGCCCAGCUCAAGUGCAAAUUCCAGUACCAGCCCUGUCAUAGACUGAGCCCCAUCCUUGUGCAUAACCUAAGCCCUGAUCCUAGACACAGGCUGAGCCCUGAUCUCUAGCUCUUGAUUGAGCUUUCUCUGCAAAAUUGUUCUUGAUCGGCAGGGGCUUGAAUGGGGAGAGUGAGCAUGUGCUCAUCUCCCACCACUGGAGCCUGAACCCAGAGCCCUUGCCCGGUGGUGUGCAGUGGUCUUCAGGCAUGUUUCUGUCCCUCAUCCCUCUCCUGUCCCUGGGAGCUCCUGCUUUGACCAUAGCUGUUAAGCCGGCCUCAGAGCUGAGAGAAUCUUCAGCCCUGCCCCCAGCUUUGGCCCCAGCCUCGCCUAGACUGGCCUGGCCUGGCCAGGAGGGGCGCUGAAGGGGCCGGGAGAUGAGGACCCAGUGUCCUAGGGUGUGAGUGGCCUUUGCUCUUGGACUGGAGCCAUCAGAAAUCAAAUCUUCCUGGCCCUGAGGGUGCCUGGGAAGGGGGCGGACCUGCCAGCCUGCGCAGAGGUUGGGGUUUCUGCAAUCACUCCCUCCUUUGUGGAACACUGACAUCUCCGGAGGCAGAGGCUUCCUGGCAUCACCAGGGGGAUCCGAGCGGAGUCUUCCCUCUGCCACCUUGCAUCUGGUCCUGGAGGCUUGGCAGCCUGAGCCGGAGCCAUCAGCAUGAACGGGCAGUGGCUUCCAGCCGCUGGGCUUCUCCUGGCUGCUGUCCCGGUGGUCUCGGCUUCCGCCCUGCCCCGUCUUCCUCCUCACAAAGACCUGGGUCCAUCUCCCUUGGCUUCUGGCACAUCUGCUUUGCAGGGGGACAGCAAGAAGAUAGUCCUCCCAUCAUUAAACGCCUUGGUGACAGUCCUCACUGGAGUCUUUCCCGCAGCCAAGAGGCCAGGGGAGGCUCCUGGCAGGAAGGGAGGAGCCCUUUUUCCAGAGGCACCUGGGGACCAGCAGGCUCUUCUAGGCUCGCUCCUGGACUUGCCUCUCCACUCGGACCAGCCUGCCCCUUUGGGAACCACUGUGGUCUCAGGCAGGGCCACACCCAGACCAGCUCCAUCAGCAGUGGCUGAGCCUGCAGCCCACAGGGCCCCUGAGUCCCAGCCAGUGUCCUACGUGGCUGGACCUGGAGAGGAGAUCUUGGUCACCGGGUCUCCAGAGAUAGCUGCCAUGUCACCAGCGCCAUCAGGGGCAAGCAACUUCAGCCCAGGGGCCGCCCCACUUCUGACAUUGGCUCCAAAGGCCCCAGAGAAGGCCGUGUCCUCAGCACCCCAGGGCCCACUUGCGUUUACAUCGAUCAGUAACACGUUGGCUGCCACAGAGCCUCUUCUCCCUGUAGCAACAGUGUGGUCAGGGCUGGACACGGCCUCCACAGCGCUCACAGCGGGCUCAGGCUCACCCAGAAGUGGUCUGGCGUCCAGUCUGGGCCCAGCACCCAGCGGUCCUUCAGUGUUGCCAUUGCCCUCAGCGGUACCCUCUUCACAGUCGUCAUCAGCAUCGCUGCCACUGUCGUCCCCACCCUCAUCCCUGUCACCUGCACUAACGUCACCAUCACCAGUCCUGGCCCCAGUUUCCCCCUUCACCACCGGAGCCAGAACCUCUCCGGAGAUGCUUCUGCAUCUGAGCUCCCACCUCCAACCUCAGGCCUUAUCUUCAGUGUUUCCAGCGUCCCACCUGCCCUGCCACCUCUGGUGGUUACAGGGAUGGCUGCUCUUCAGUGGACAGUCCAGCCUGGGCCGAUGGUCCCUGCCAACCCAGCCCCCUUGACCACCCACUCCCUCGGAUGUGCCUCUGGCCUUCCCGCCGGCUGCCCCAGCAUCCCUGGAGGUGCCGCCUCCUCCCAGUCAUCUUUCCUGCCUCACCCCGGCCAGGCUGUCUCAUUGCAGGACUCAGGUUCCCCCUCCCCAGGACCCAGUUGAGUGACUCACUCUGUGACCUUCACGAUCACCAAUGAAGCCUUCUCAGCGGCGCUCGGGAACCCUGCCUCCCUGGAGUACCAGCUGCUGAGUGAAAACAUCCGACAUCAGCUCCAGUCCAUCACGAGGCCUUCUCCAGCUUCAAGGGUGUCGGUGUCCUGCUCUUUAGGUAAGUGAGCGAGUCUUUCAGGGUCCACCACCUGCCUGCCAGCCGGUCUGUGUCUUCUCAGGCCGCAAGAGCACUUGCCCAGGCUGCCCCGCCGUGCCCAGCCCCACCAAGGCCAGAAGCACCUUAGGGGCCAGGAAAAGCCCUGAGCGGGCGGGCAGGAGGCCCACAUCUGGUUCUGCCCCUGGCUGCGUGACCUCAGGUGACCUCCUGCCUGCUCUGAGCCCCAAUUCCAGGUGCAGAAUUUGGGCAGGGAUGCCAGGCAUUGCCUGAAUGUGGUGGGAAAGGCAGAGGACUUCCCUGGGGCCAGGAGCCCAUAAAUGACAUGUAAACAGAUGCAAAUCCCCUUUCUGGUUCUGAGCCCCUGGGGAUACUGGGGGGACCUAAAGCCAGAUUUGCAAGCAGAUGCCAGCCCUGCAAUCUCAUAAAAAAGGUUGAGAAGGUCCAAAUCAUCACAUGUGAACUGUGAGCUUGGUGUAGACCUUGAUAGAGGCUUGAUUAUACCUAGUGACGGGAUUUAGAUCGCCAGGGUUAAGGGGUUGCCCAGAGAACACCACCACUAUCUUUCCAGGCCUUGAGCCAAGCUGGUUAGAAAGUUUCCCCUUUUAAUGAACUGAAAUCUCUCUCUGAAUUCCCUGCCCUGGGUCUGAACAGAAGCUUUGUCUCCCCAGCCCCA